AUGGUAAGACUUCCUCCCUCCUCUUCCACCGGCUGCAGUCACCGUCCAGGGACCAUCAGCACCAGUCUCCUACCAGCCCACAGAAAGAGGACCCUCUGUUUUACCAUCGGGAGAAUAAGUCCUUCUUGCCCCAAACUCCCUUCAGCUGCCAGAGUGAGCUUCCUCCAUCCAGGAGCAGGAUCGGACACUAAUGUCAGGAAUCCAGAGAUCAAACCUAAACCGAGCCCCAAGCCUCUUGUUCUUCCACCGGUUCCUGCGAUUCCAGUGGUAAGCCCCAGCAAGCCGUGGCAGCCGCACACCAGCUGGGUGCACAGCGCCAAACAGAAAGAGGAAGCUGGGGCUCAGAGCAGAGCGAAAGAGAGCACAUCCUUUCUGUCUGCUGUCAUCGAGCGGACCUCAAAGCUGUAUGGAUACACACCUGCACUGCAUCCCAGCUCCUCCAGGGAGACACCUGCCAUGGAGUCUGCUGAUAUGACAUCACAUCUAGAUAAGGACGGCGGUGAGACUUCAACACUGACGGCAGAAGCACAGUCUAUUGCAACACAGACUGCCAUGGUGCCGUCGGCCAGACUAAGACCUGCAGUUCCUGUGAAGGGAGAAGCAUUUGAUCGGGUCAGCAGCUCCUCUGCACAUGCACAGAGUGUAGCCAAAGCCAAGUACGAGUUUCUCUUCGGAAAGACAGAAGACACAAGCUCAGCAGAUACUGUCGCCUCUCCAACCCAAGAGAAACAGGAAAGCGGCUCAGGUCUUGAGUCAGCUCUUGAUGACGAUGACAUUGACGAGACGUCCCUCUUCCAGGAAAUCGACAGGGAGCUGUCAAACCUAUUGAGCGGCCUGACCGCUCGGAGUCAGCAUGCUGCGGCCGAAGAGGACUCGACAUCAGGAGAUGCUGCCACCUCACCCAUGAUCCCCUGCAACGGGCAAAACGAAACCCCGCUGUCAAAACUGGAUAUGGCCAAGCAGGGCCUGGACCUUCAGAACGGCCGGUCCGAGUUAGCAGGAGACUCUCUCCUCACAUCUGGUCUGCUGUUUGACUCGUGGUGCGAAGCACUCAUAAAGGACCCCAGCUCAGUUAUGGCGGCCGCAAACGAGCUGAGCUGCUUCAGCUCUGGGCCCAGUCAAGACCCCAGGAAUGCACCGGCCUGCCAAAAUAAAUCUGACGCCAGCUCAACUCGAGCUGCAGCACAGUCUGUAGAGGUGCCCUCCCAAGAAAAUGCUGGAAAGGAGAUGGAGGGCAAGAGGGCCGGGUCACCCUCGCCCAGCAGGACAGACGACGACCCUUCGGCAGAACUGGUGGACGAGUCUCUAGAGGAAUCCAAUAAAAUUCUGGCCGAGAUCCCGGGCAUCUUCAGCGGUUUUCUGGAAGGGGGCAAACUGCGGGACAAGCCACCGAAGAAGCUGCGGUUUGUGGAGAGCAGGGCGGAGAGCCUUGUGAAUGGAGAGAUGCAGAACGGAACCUACCAGAGCUGCAGCGUGAAAGAGGAAGUGACUCUGGACGCGCAGCAUACAGAAGCCACAGGAGUGCCACAGGGGCGUGUGCUGAGACCCGAUCACAAACCAGCAGAGAACGGCUCAGACAGGAGUUCUGCUGCAGGUGAGAGGGACACCACAGAUGUCUUCAGCUGCCAGUUUGAGAACAUCCUGGAGUCGGAGCGUCUGCGGGGGACUCUCUACAGUAGCAUGGACAACCUUUCCAACCCUGUGCCUGAACCCAGCUCUCAAAGCGCCCCAGGAGCCUCGUUUUCCUUCGACAUUCCCCUCACUCCCAUGAUUCAGCAGCGACUCAAAGACAGAAGUCUGUUCCUGAGCUUGGACGCUGAGGUGCUGAGCGUCACCACCACAAAGGAGAGCGGAAGGGCGGCUCUAGAGGUGACCUCAUCGUUUCUCUCAGUGGGCCGUGAGGACGCGGGAGCAGCUCCAGCAGACAGUUUAAACGACAAGGACCCCACAGACUGGCUGCAGGGCUGUUUAAGGUAAGACCAUACAGUUCAACGUAUAAAAAUGCUGAAAGAAUGGCUGACAACUCUUUGACUUUGUCAUGGUUGUAAGUAUUGCAUGCAGUGUUGCAAUCAUUCUCAGCACGGAGCAUUGUUUUGUUAUUGUUGUUGUACUGGAGAAAACGUGGAGGCUUGAGUAGAAUAUGUGGCGCCCUCUGCUGAAAAGUCUUUCCAUUGCACUUACAAGUUCAGACCAGGGUUAUAAUUGUUAAAGGUGCUGUAUGUAGGUUUGACACCGAGUGGUUGAACUAGGUAUUGCAGUCCAAAUUAAAAAUAUUGGCGAGGGUAAUUUUCACCCGGCCCCUCCUCUUGAGACGCAGGUUGCCAGAUUGACGACGCAAAUGGGAACGAGCACACUUGACGAUGAAUGAAGUUAAAUACACUGUGUUUUCCGCCAGCUGGCAACCCGGGAUGUUGAAAUACAGUUGGGUAAACUGGCAGUGGGUGGGUUUCACAAACCAAAACAACUAUAGACAUUCCGACCUGGAACGCACA
Cyprinus carpio (common carp) is the source of this 2492-nucleotide messenger RNA. RefSeq names its product PH and SEC7 domain-containing protein 3-like. The coding region runs from base 1 to 1977 and encodes 658 amino acids. The transcript is spliced from 5 exons. Lineage: Eukaryota; Metazoa; Chordata; Actinopteri; Cypriniformes; Cyprinidae. The record is from RefSeq and is a predicted model, not a curated record.